AUGAAGUACAAUCCUUUUGUGACUUCUGACCAAAAUAAGAACCAUAAAAGCCAUUUCAGUGCACCUUCCCACAUCCGCAGGAAGAUUAUGAAUUCCCCCCUUUCCAAAGAGCUGAUGCAGAAGUACAAUGUGCGAUCUAUGCCCAUCCGAAAGAAUAAUGGAGUUCAGGUUGUGCGAGGACACUAUGAAGGUCAGGAAAUUGGCAAAGCAGUCCAAGUUUACAGGAAGAAAUACGUCAUCUAUACUGAGCGGGUGCAGUGGGAAAAGGCUAGUGGCACAACUGUUCAUGUGGGCAUUCCCCCCAGCAAGGUGGUUAUCACUAGACUGAAACUGAACAAAGACCACAAAAAGAUCCUUCAACAGAAAGCCAAGUCUCUCCAAGUAGGAAAGGAAAAGGGCAAAUAUAAGGAAAAAACAAUUGAGAAGAUGCAGGAGUAA
Messenger RNA from Tupaia belangeri chinensis (Chinese tree shrew), 438 nucleotides. Its product is annotated as 60S ribosomal protein L26. The transcript has a single exon. Gene Ontology annotation, cellular component: large ribosomal subunit. Lineage: Eukaryota; Metazoa; Chordata; Mammalia; Scandentia; Tupaiidae. Gene Ontology annotation, biological process: translation. Bases 1 to 438 code for a protein of 145 amino acids. The record is from RefSeq and is a predicted model, not a curated record. Gene Ontology annotation, molecular function: structural constituent of ribosome; RNA binding.